Molecule: messenger RNA, 2309 nt
Organism: Carassius auratus (goldfish)
Lineage: Eukaryota; Metazoa; Chordata; Actinopteri; Cypriniformes; Cyprinidae
Product: sodium/potassium/calcium exchanger 1-like
Exons: 3
Coding region: 112-2025 (637 amino acids)
Molecular function (GO): protein binding
Source: RefSeq, a predicted model, not a curated record
GGAAAGAUGCAGGGGCAUGUCUAGAGUAUUUUAUAUUUGGUGCCAGCUACACUUGUAUCCUCCUGUUUAAUAUAGCCCAGAAGUGCUAAAGACCAAAGCAUUAAGGUAAAGAUGCCCCACAAGAUUCUGUAUGCGCUGCUGCUUCUCCUGCUCAGCUGUGACUGCAUUGCUGAGGUCCAGCUGGAAGGGAAUGAAGUGGAGGCUGAAGGGACCGAGCAAUUAAAGGUGGAAAAAAGACAAGCUGAAGGGACCGAGCAAUUAAAGGUGGAAAAAAGAGACGCUGAAGGGACUGAGGAUUUAAAGGUGGAAAAAAGAGACGCUGAAGGGACUGAGGAUUUAAAGGUGGAAAAAAGAGACGCUGAAGCGACUGAGGAAUUAAAGGUGGAAAAAAGACGAGCUGAAGGGACUGAUGAAUUAAAGGUGGAAAAAAGACAAGCUGAAGGGACUGAGGAUUUAAAGGUGGAAAAAAGAGAUGCUGAAGCGACUGAGGAAUUAAAGGUGGAAAAAAGAGAUGCUGAAGCGACUGAGGAAUUAAAGGUGGAAAAAAGACGAGCUGAAGGGACUGAGGAAUUAAAGGUGGAAAAAAGACAAGCUGAAGGGACUGAGAAUUUAAAGGUGGAAAAAAGAGAAGCUGAAGCGACUGAGGAUUUAAAGGUGGAAAAAAGAGAUGCUGAAGCGACUGAGGAUUUAAAGGUGGAAAAAAGAGAUGCUGAAGCGACUGAGGAUUUAAAGGUGGAAAAAAGACAAGCUGAAGGGACUGAUGAAUUAAAGGUGGAAAAAAGACAAGCUGAAGGGACUAAGGAUUUAAAGGUGGAAAAAAGAGAUGCUGAAGCGACUGAGGAAUUAAAGGUGGAAAAAAGAGAUGCUGAAGCGACUGAGGAAUUAAAGGUGGAAAAAAGAGAAGCUGAAGCGACUGAGGAUUUAAAGGUGGAAAAAAGACGAGCUGAAGGGACUGAUGAAUUAAAGGUGGAAAAAAGACAAGCUGAAGGGACUGAAGAUUUAAAGGUGGAAAAAAGAGAUGCUGAAGCGACUGAGGAAUUAAAGGUGGAAAAAAGAGAUGCUGAAGCGACUGAGGAUUUAAAGGUGGAAAAAAGACAAGCUGAAGGGACUGAUGAAUUAAAGGUGGAAAAAAGACAAGCUGAAGGGACUGAAGAUUUAAAGGUGGAAAAAAGAGAUGCUGAAGCGACUGAGGAAUUAAAGGUGGAAAAAAGACAAGCUGAAGGGACUGAGGAAUUAAAGGUGGAAAAAAGAGAUGCUGAAGCGACUGAGGAAUUAAAGGUGGAAAAAAGACAAGCUGAAGGGACUGAGGAAUUAAAGGUGGAAAAAAGAGAUGCUGAAGCGACUGAGGAAUUAAAGGUGGAAAAAAGAGAUGCUGAAGCGACUGAGGAAUUAAAGGUGGAAAAAAGAGAUGCUGAAGCGACUGAGGAAUUAAAGGUGGAAAAAAGAGAUGCUGAAGGGACUGAGCAAUUAAAGGUGGAAAAAAGACGUGCUGUUUCAGCUCGGCCCUACAUCCAUAAAGGCAUCCACUCUGAGCUGGAAGAGCUGAAAUCUACCGUGAGUAAUCUGAAGUAUAAACUACAGGCCACUGAGGAACAGCUGAAACAGCUCAGGAGAAACGAAUAUAAAGUGGCAUUUGGUGCCACACUUGGAUCAAUAGGUACCUUUGGACCCUUCAACACUUCAGUCACCCUGGUUUACAGUAAUGUCUUUGUGAAUGAGGGCAGAGCUUACAACCCAAACACUGGUAUCUUCACUGCACCUGUAAAAGGGGCCUAUUUCUUCAGUUUUUCUGUACAUAACCGCUCAUCUAAAGUUCUGAAUUUAGCACUCUUUAAAAAUGGACAACAAAUGUUAAUGGUUUACAGUAAUCCUCUUGGUGACCGCUAUGAAUCAAGCGCUGAUUCAAUCUCUCUGACUCUAGAGAAAGGAGAUAAUGUCUAUAUGCGUCUCCGUGAGAAUUCAUGGGUCUUUGAUAAUGGAAAUCAACUCAAUUCAUUUGUUGGGCAUUUACUUUUCCCUCUUUGACAAUCUUACUAAAUUCAUGAAGCACAAAGUCAUAACCAACGUUCUUUUGCUUGCAAGACUAAUAUUUUAUUAUGGUAUGUUCUCAUAUGCAAAUUUCUAAAUUCACUUCUGCCUAGUGAUAGAGGAGGGGAAUUUCUGAGAAAAAAGAUUAUAUAGGCCUAAUCAUAAAUUGCUACAUUGCUCUUUGCUCAUGUCUCUAUCCUAUAUAAACUGUUGUAAUAUUUUUGCUAAUGGGUUUCUCUGUGUGAGAUACUCCCGACCAUGAAUAAAGCAUAUCAAAGGCA